GGUUCCAUACUUUAAGGACAUACUUUUGAAGAUUAGCUACUGGAUUGGACGUACCGCCUCAGCAGUCUAAUCAUUUUGAGUUCUAUAAUCUUCCUCAUCAACGUCAUAGACACACUUGUUCGUACCAGCCGCUCUUUCGCGUUUCCAAACCGAUGGCACAUUCAUUUCAAUUACAACUAAUUGACCUAUUACACCCUCUUUCCCAUCGGCACCCCACAAAAAAAACAAGAGCAAUAAAUACGAAACUUUUUGUUCAGUUUGUUUUAUACCACGUCCGCACCUUGACGUUACAAUUACAUUGCCGUACUUUGUUGUUCCAAUUUCCUCUCGCCCUUUCACGAUGUUUCCAUUUCAGAGGACGGUAAUCCUGCUGUUCCCACUAGCCUGUCUGAUCAUCUCCACAUCCAGCCGCAACACGUACAAAGUGAUACCAAUCGUGACGAGCGUCGAGUUACGGGAUAACUUAAAGUAUCUCAACUCUUCCGCCACCAUCCACAACACAUCGACGGAGAGUAAGGUCGAUCUCGCCAUUACGGUCACACGACCACUUCCAGAUCCUUGGAUGAACUUCGUCGUGUGGAUCGACCUAGCUUCUGGAACGUUGCAGACUCCGCUACAGAACACAACGUUCGAUUUUUGCGAGUUUCUCAAGAACCCGGGACUGCAUCGGAUCGGUCAAAUACUGCACCGCGAGGUGAAGCGAAACGGAAACAUACCCAACUGCCCGAUCGGUCCGGGGCUGUACAAGUUCUGUGGCAUAUCGACGGCAGCGAUGCGGUUGCCAUCAUUUAUACCGGUAGCUAGCUACAUCAUGCACGUAUUUGUGGGUAUAGGAAAUGAGAUAGUGUACGAUUCCCGCUGGCACGGAUCGUUGAAGCGUGUCAAGUGUACCUCCAGCAUGCGCUGUUAACCAGUGGAAUCCAUUUGCUGAAUAAUCGCUCAUGCGUGGCUGUAUGAAACAACCUGCAGUAGGCAGUGUUUAAGUUUAGCAACCGUUUUACUAACACAACAACAAUAAACUAUCAGUUGAGUAUAUAAUGUAAGCAAAGUUGCAAACUAUAUCCUUAUCAGAACUGCUCUGAACUUCCUCUGACACAUUCAAAGUUUUAAUCUUUUUUUAAUAACAGCAGAAGU
Molecule: messenger RNA, 1134 nt
Organism: Anopheles merus
Lineage: Eukaryota; Metazoa; Arthropoda; Insecta; Diptera; Culicidae
Exons: 2
Coding region: 341-910 (189 amino acids)
Source: RefSeq, a predicted model, not a curated record